Zonotrichia leucophrys gambelii is the source of this 3228-nucleotide messenger RNA. RefSeq names its product potassium calcium-activated channel subfamily N member 1 (gene KCNN1). Gene Ontology annotation, molecular function: small conductance calcium-activated potassium channel activity; calmodulin binding. Bases 209 to 2191 code for a protein of 660 amino acids. The transcript is spliced from 8 exons. Lineage: Eukaryota; Metazoa; Chordata; Aves; Passeriformes; Passerellidae. The record is from RefSeq and is a predicted model, not a curated record. Gene Ontology annotation, biological process: potassium ion transmembrane transport. Gene Ontology annotation, cellular component: plasma membrane; neuronal cell body; neuron projection.
CGGGACCGGAGAUGUCCCGCGGCUGCGGGGAGGGGACAGGGAGCAGCGGCCGCCGGGAGCGGAGGUGGCCGCGUCCUGGCGGCCGUGUCCGCAGCGCGGGGGGCGGGACGCGGUUCCGUGGGCAGGACACGGGCACGGGCACGGCCCCGCGGACAGGACGUGUCCCCUCGGGCGGGAUGCGUCCCUGUGGUCACCGUGUGUCCCCGCCAUGGGCAAGACACGGCCGCGUCCCCCGCGAGCGCCACGCGUCCCCGCCGUAGGCGGGACACGGACCUGUGGUCACUGCGUGUCCCCGUACGGGCAGGAGACGUCCCCCACGGGCCGGACAUGUCCGUGUGGUCACUGCUUGUCCCCCACGGGCAGGACGUGUCCCCACCGCCGUCGAGGCCGGGCAAACACCCCCCGAGGUCGGGCGAGAUCCUCUCUCCCCGCGUCCCUUCCCCGGCCGGCACUCACCGUGUCCCCCCGCGCGUCCCCUGUCCCACAGGUCGCCCCCGCGCCGCCGAGCCAUGCGGGAUCGCCCGGUGCUGUCGCCAGCAGAGCCAUGAGCAGCUGCCGCUACAAUGGGGGGGUGGCACGGCCCCGGGGCCCCCCGAGCGCCGCCCGCACCCCGCAGCAGCCGCACCGGGACCCGCAGCCGCCGCUGCCCUGCCCCAGCCCCCACCUGCAGGUAGUGGUGUCCCGGCCCGAGCAGCCCGGGACAACGGAGCCCGGCCCCGCCGCAGCAUCCCCGGGACAGGGGGCGGCGGAGGAGCGGCGGAACCAGAACAUCGGCUACAAGUUGGGCCACCGGCGAGCGCUCUUCGAGAAGCGCAAACGGCUCAGCGACUACGCGCUCAUCUUCGGCAUGUUCGGCAUCGUGGUGAUGGUCACCGAGACCGAGCUCUCCUGGGGGGUCUACACCAAGGAAUCGUCGUAUUCGUUCGCCCUGAAAUGCCUUAUCAGCCUGUCGACGCUCAUCCUGCUGGGGCUCAUUGUCAUGUACCACGCCAGGGAGAUCCAGCUGUUCAUGGUUGACAACGGCGCCGACGACUGGCGCAUCGCCAUGACCUCGGAGCGUGUCUUCUUCAUUGCGCUGGAGCUGCUGGUGUGCGCCAUCCACCCCAUCCCCGGGCAGUACCUGUUCACCUGGACGGCCCGGCUGGCCUUCACCUAUGCAGCCUCGGUGGCCCACGCCGAUGUGGACAUCAUCCUGUCCAUCCCCAUGUUCCUGCGGCUCUACCUGAUCGGCCGUGUGAUGCUGCUGCACAGCAAGCUCUUCACUGACGCCUCGUCGCGCAGCAUCGGCGCGCUCAACAAGAUCAACUUCAACACGCGCUUUGUCAUGAAGACCCUCAUGACCAUCUGCCCUGGCACGGUGCUGCUGGUCUUCAGCAUCUCCUCCUGGAUCAUCGCCGCCUGGACCGUGCGUGUCUGUGAGAGGUACCACGACAAGCAGGAGGUGACCAGCAACUUCCUGGGGGCCAUGUGGCUGAUCUCCAUCACCUUCCUGUCCAUUGGCUACGGGGACAUGGUGCCACACACCUACUGCGGCAAGGGCGUGUGCCUGCUCACCGGCAUCAUGGGCGCCGGCUGCACCGCGCUGGUGGUGGCCGUGGUGGCCCGGAAGCUGGAGCUGACCAAAGCUGAGAAACACGUCCACAACUUCAUGAUGGACACGCAGCUCACCAAGCGGGUGAAGAACGCCGCUGCCAACGUGCUCAGGGAAACAUGGCUCAUCUACAAGCACACCAAGCUGGUGAAGAAGAUUGACCACGCCAAAGUUCGGACCCACCAGCGUAAGUUCCUUCAAGCCAUCCAUCAGCUAAGGAGUGUGAAGAUGGAGCAGCGCAAACUCAACGACCAGGCCAACACCCUGGUGGACCUGGCCAAGACGCAGUCGGUGAUGCUGGAGCUGCUCUCGGAGCUGCAGGAGCGCCACGAGGAGCUGGGCCGGCGCCUGGGGGCCCUGGAGGUGCAGCUGGAGGCGUUGGGGGGGCUCCUGCAGGCGCUGCCCGCGCUGCUUGGCCGCACCCUGCGCCAGCCGCCGGCCCAAACAGCCCCGGGGACAGCCCUGGAGACAGCCCUGGGGACAGCGGGGACACCACGGGACACCACCGCGCCCUGCAGCCCCCGCCACGGCAGCGAAAGCAGCGACAACCCCCGGGACAGCCCUCGGGACAGCCCCCGGGCUGCCUCGGACAGCAGAUGAGGGACAGCGGCAGGACACCUGUGUGUCACCCGUGUCACCGUGUGUCACCCGUUGUCGUCUCGGACAGCAGCUGAGGGAUGGCAGCGGGACACCUGUGUCACCGUGUGUCACCUGUGUCACCCGUGUCAUCGUGGCCGAGGGACAGCAGCGGCACACCCAUGUCACUGUGUGUAACCUCGGGGUGAUGGGGCCAGCACACCCAUGUCACUGUGUGUAACCUCGGGGUGAUGGGGCCAGCACCGUGACACCGUGUGUGAUCAUCACCCUGGACGGCGGAUGACAGACAGCAGUGGGACACCUGUGUGUCACCCGUGUCACCUCGGACAGCGGCUGAGGGACAGCGGCAGGACACGCGUGUUAUGUCACCAUGUGUCAGUCACCUCGGGGUGAUGGGCACAGCACCAGGUCACCGUGUGUCACCACGUGUUACUGUGUGUCACCACGUGUCACCGUGUGUUCCCUCGGACAGCAGCUGAGGGGUGCUGGAGCCACCCUCCUGUCCCCUUCUGUCACCCUCCCACCCCUUUGGACUGUGGCAGUGGGGUGGGGGGGCCAUGGGACACCCCCCUGUCACCUUCUGUCACCUGGGACAGCGGGUGAUGCCGUGGGGGGGGGGGGGUUAGGGACACCCCCAGACACCUUGGUGUCCCCCCCAGUCCCAGGAGGGCGGUUUUGGCGGGGUGGGGGGGAGGGGUCUCAGAACCCUUUGUACCUCCCUGGUUUUGGGGUGCAGGGGGGUCUCCCAUCCCCUCAGUCCCCCCGCGGUUUUGGGGUGCGGGGGGUUCCCCGUGUUUAUCUCUGGCCAUCGUGUGGCCGUUCCCGUAGCUUUGUUCUGGAAAGCUCUGUAUAAAAACUCCUGCGUUCACUGUGCUGGACCCCCCCAAACCCCUCCGGGACCCCCCAAGUGGGGGGAGCUGAGCUGAGCCUUUUUUUUGGGGGGGAGAGGGGGGGUCCUGGAGAGGGGAGGGGACAAGGGACAGAGGGGACAAACCAGGAGCCAUGAGUGGUUUUUGGGGGGAGGCUGAAAUUUGGGGACA